UACAAUUUGUCCGCAGACAAGACCGGAAACUAAAGGUUUUAGGGCGCUUUUAACGAAUUAGAUCUUGGGCUUGAGUGAAUACUGGAUAGCCUUUAGUGUGGGGUAAGUCAGUUAACCUUCCAAGAUGGCAACAAAGGAUGAAGACAGUGUAGAGCAUACAAUAGAGGUUACAGAAGAGGAAGAGAGUGGUGAUGCAGUUCUUGAUGAAGAUGAAAUUCUAAAUGAUCAUGCUGAAGGUGUGGAAUGUGAAAAGGUGGAUGAGAUUGGUGAGGAGGGAGAAGGCAGCAACAUGGAUGUGAACGAUCCAAGCAAAGAAAUGCAACAUGAAGAAUGUGAGGAAGUGGGUGAAGGUGAAGGUACUGAAGCAGAAUGUGUAGAAGAUAGUGGAAAUGCGGAGAUUGAAGAAACUGGUGAGGAGACUGAAAUGAUGACUGAAGAUGCUGAGCAUUCCACUUCUAUUGGUGAAGAUGGAAACAAUGUGCGUCAUGUGGACAGUGCGCAAGAUGAGGCCAAUGUGGACAAUAACAAAGAUGUGGACAAUACCAAAGACGUGGUCAGUGCGGACAACGCUGAAGAUGAAGACAAUGCUGUGGAGGCCAAAGAUGAGGAUCCAGAUGAGGAUACAGCCUUGGCAUUGAGAGAGUUUACAGUUCUUGAUGAAGUACCAGGAGAGGACAUGGAGAGGCAAGAAAGCAAACCAACAGAUCCAACUACUGGUACAAAAAAGGGCAACCCCAAAGUUCCUUUGUGCUUAAAGCUUUAUCCCCUUCAACUUGAAGAUCUGCAGCAUGAGAAUAUUAGGGCUUUUAUGAAUAAGUCCAAAUUUUUCUCAGCAAGAUUUAUUGGAGAAGAUGAAAGUGAUAAACAAGGGAUAUUGUAUGUCAGGUACCCAACCUUUGAAAACAUGGAGGAUGCCAAGAAGGAGCUGGGGAAAUACAAACUGAGAGAUGGCAGUCAGGCAAUUCUGAAGAAAAGUAUUCAUAGAGACCUUUUAAAAGCUGAAUUUAAGUACAUUCAGAAGAAACGUAAGCCUGCUGAUGAUCCUGAGCCUGUGUCGGUAUUUGUCAAUAACUUACCCUCCUAUGCGUGUGAGAAUAUGCUGAAGGCUCUCUUCCCGACAGCCACGAGUAUCCAGCUGCCCCAAAAGAGCACGGGCACCAUCCAGGGGUAUGGUAUUCUGGAAUAUGCCAGUUGUCAGGAAGCGAGAGCUGUAGUACGAAAGAACAAACAAUAUGCUGCUUUCAUCGGAGACAACCGUCUGAGACUGCAUGUAGUGGGGUAUGAGGGUAUAAAUGAUCAAAAGACGGAGACAUCAUCAUCAACUCAUAAAGCCACGUCCAACAGUGAAAACAACAAAUCUGUGACCGGAAAGAAAGAAACUGAAGGUCAGACAUUGACUUUUGAAUCAGAAAAGAACAUAACAGUCAGAGAAGAAAAAGGUGAACAGCUACAAAAUAAUCAGCAGGAGAAGAAACUGCCACAAAAUAAACAGGAACAGAAAAAGCAGCAGGAGAAGAAAUUGCCACAAAAUAAACAGCAACAGAAUACACUGCAGCGGGAGAAGAAAUUGCCACAGAAUAAACAGCAACAGAAUGCACGGCAACAGGAGAAGAAAUUGCCACAAAAUAAACAGCAACAAAAUACACCGCAGGAAAAUAAACAGCAGGUUACACAGCAGCAAAAUAAGCAACAGAAUAAGCAAAGGGAAAAAAAUCAACAAACUACACAGUCACCAAGCAGCCAGGUGAAUAGUGGAAAACGACAGCGUAAGGACUCUGUGGAAGGAAGUCCAAAAAAGCAGCGCCUAGGUCGUCAGAAUGACUCUGAGAAAUCACUGACUGUUGCAAAGUCUACACGCAGACAGAAAAGAGGUGACAGACGAAGAGACAGAAAUAGCCUAUCUGGGCAGACUCAAGCACAACUAUACGCUGGAAAACUAAGCCCAGGGCAGGGAUCAAGAAACAGACAGUUGCAUCCAAGAGAAGAAUUUCAGUGGAAUCGUGGGUCAUGGACUUCAGAUAGGAGAGGCCAGAGGAGCAGCACUCAGACCCCAGAAAUGCUGGGGGCUAUGACAGCAAGUGGUCUUCAAGCUUUGGGUCUAAGUAAUGUAAAUCCUGGUCUCUUACAGAGCCUGAAAAGUCUGGUCACAGCCCAGGCACUUCAGACCAUAGGAAACAUGGCAAAUAUAGGCACAGGUGGUGGAAUGGCUGGCAUGAAUAUAGACAGUGGUAGAGCCAACCAGUUUGGGUAUUCACCCACCAAUAUGCCCUACCUUGGUUCAGGGAGAGAUAUGCUGAUGACAGGCGGUGGCAUGGGCCCACAAACCAGUCAUUCCAGUGUCAGUAGCAGGACAAAUUUUCACUCAGCUGCAGCUAGCUACUCUGGCAGAAGUGGAAGGUAUGGCCCGAGUGAUGUGAAACCUUCAAGCUUGUCUGCUAAGCCUAGGAAGCGGAGGAAGGUAAGACAACGAGAUGCAACAGCCAAUAGAUCCAGUGUUUAUGCAGGAUCAACAAACCAGCCCUUCUCAGACAACAGAGGUGGAGACAGUGGGUUCAAGAGUGUACAUCGAGGGUUUGAGGAAUCCAGACCACAGCCAUCCUAUACCUCUCAGUACAGUAUGAGUUAUGGACAGUCCAGCCAGCCAGCCAGCACCACUCUGGUGUCUGAUGUGCCCCAAGAACAAUACUACUCUGAGAAUGCAACUAGUUACAGUACCUCUGAUGUGCCUGAAAACAGAUACUACUCUGAGCAGCCAGAUAGUUACAGUACAUUGGCGAUGUCUAGUGUGCCUCAGGACAGAUACUACUCUGAGAACCCAGUUGGUUACAGUACCUCUGAUGUGGCUGGGAACAGAUAUUACUCUGAGAACCCAGUUUUGGAGGCUAGCAAGGGAGGAAUGGGAGGGUAUGAGCAGUCAACUUCUCAGCCACUGAAGCACUCAACAUUGCAGAUCGGUACGGAUUCUUCAGGUCAUCAACAUGUAGUUGGUGUGAAGCCUGCAUCAUCUGAUGUGGUUGGGAACACGUGGUAUCAGAACAGUAGAGCGGGGGAUGUUGGCUACAGCAGUGGGGGAUAUGAUCAAAGCACCCAGAGUUCUGUGCCAUACGGCUCGAUUUCUGCUGGACAGGCUGGUACUUUUGAGAACUCCUAUUCUAACACUACAGCACGAAGGGGAUAG
Messenger RNA from Liolophura sinensis, 3178 nucleotides. RefSeq lists its product as uncharacterized. Bases 125 to 3178 code for a protein of 1017 amino acids. NCBI's taxonomy places the organism in Eukaryota, Metazoa, Mollusca, Polyplacophora, Chitonida, Chitonidae. Gene Ontology annotation, molecular function: RNA binding. The record is from RefSeq and is a predicted model, not a curated record. The transcript is spliced from 21 exons.